GUUUUUUGUGUUCCUGUUGGCAUGUCUAAUAGCAAAUCUUAUAACUUUCUAAACCUUGAGACUUUUUAUCGCUGUACUGUUUCAGGUGCUGUGAUGGAAAGGGGUGCAAAAGGAACUUUCAUCUAUCUUGUCUUGAUCCUCCUUUGAAGGAUGUCCCACCUGGUGUAUGGCACUGUUUUUUGUGUGUCAAGAAGAAGAUAGAGCUUGGUGUCCAUUCAGUAUCUGAAGGAGUAGAAUCCAUUUGGGAUGUUCGACAAGUUGAUGUGUCUGAAAAUGAAGAGACAGAAGCAAUAUCUAGUGAAGUACAAAGGUCUUGCUCACGUUCACAACCGUUGGGUUCUUGAAAGUCAGCUGCUUCAAGAGGUUCCACUGCUUGUUGCCAAAUUCAAUAGGAAAAACCAGUAUGCGGUAAUAUGGAAAUCUAAGUGGACUAUUCCCGAUCGUCUUCUACAAAAAAGGUUAUUCGUGUCCCCUAAGCAGCGUGAUGAAUACAAAAGAAAGCAUGGUACCAAUAUUUCAGAUUGCUAUCACGAGUGGUUGGUGAAAUGGAGUGAUCUUGGUUAUGAGCAUAUUACAUGGGAGUUUGAAACUUCAUCAUUUUUGAGGUCGACUGAGGCUAUGAGAUUAAUAGGAGACUAUGAAAGUCGUCGUCAGAAAGCAAAAGGAGCAUCCGAUCCAUCUAGAGCAGAUAAGGUACAGCGGGAAAUUGAAGGACCCUUUUUUGAACUGUCAAAGCUUCCAGGAGGAGGGCCUCCUGGAUUUGAUUACCAUUUAACUUUUGUCAACAAGCUCCGUGAGUGUUGGCACAAGGGCCAGAAUGCUUUUCUCAUCUAUGACCAGAGAAUCUUCUGUGGAAACUGGAAAGUGCUUGUUGCUAUUUGCUUGAGUAUCAGAAGGACUUGA
Molecule: messenger RNA, 903 nt
Organism: Telopea speciosissima
Lineage: Eukaryota; Viridiplantae; Streptophyta; Magnoliopsida; Proteales; Proteaceae
Product: protein CHROMATIN REMODELING 4-like
Exons: 5
Coding region: 247-903 (218 amino acids)
Biological process (GO): negative regulation of transcription by RNA polymerase II; chromatin remodeling
Cellular component (GO): chromatin; nucleus
Molecular function (GO): chromatin binding; DNA binding; ATP-dependent chromatin remodeler activity
Source: RefSeq, a predicted model, not a curated record